Molecule: messenger RNA, 9457 nt
Organism: Phascolarctos cinereus (koala)
Lineage: Eukaryota; Metazoa; Chordata; Mammalia; Diprotodontia; Phascolarctidae
Source: RefSeq, a predicted model, not a curated record
GCGCAGCUAAGGCUCUGCCUGUGCGCGCCCCCUCGCUCUCGCUCUGGCAGCAGCCAGCGGCAGGAGAGCGCGUGGCAAGCAGCGCCUCGUUCCCUUGCUCCCUGCCUCCCUCCCAGCACUUGGACCGCGGCGCUGACUCUGCCUGAGUGUCUCGGCUGCUUCCAGCCAGGAGGCUCGCACUUGCCUCCCCCCUACCCUUCCUCCCUCCCUCCCCAGCUGACUCCAACUGCUCCUUCUCCAGCUCCUCCUCCUCCUCUUCCACCUCCCAUUCUGGAGAGGAUUACCAUCCUCAGCUGGGAGAGUGCAGUUCCUCGGGGGCCUGUGUGGAAUAAAACACAAUUCUUUAUCUGACUGUUAGGAGAGGGAAGAGAAGACUCCUCAGGGUUUCCAAAGAGGUCCGGGCUGGCUACCUUAGAAUAUAAAUUUGCCUCUGAGGACUGCAUCAUCCCAUGUAUGUUGGGAAAUCUUGAGGAGUUUGAUACUUCUAAUCCUCCAGUCAUUGAUUGCCUUGUGAGUUUAGAGUUGUAAAGUGGUGGGGAUAAAAGUCAACCACUUCCUGGCCCUUGAUAUUCUAGUUAAGAGUAUCUGACUGACAGCAUGUUGGCACCAGCAGCGUGGGAACCCAUCAGCCUCAGCUCCAGGUCUCUGUCCUGAGACGACAACAGGAUGUGCCUUGGAGAGAGGUCUCAGGGUGGAGAACUUUUCAUUGAAUUUCAUGCCUGUGAGCUCAUGGUGUGCUCCUGUUUAAGAAAACUGUGAACUUAGAAAACAGAUAAAUGAACAGGUGUAUAUUGGACCAUUCUUUCUGUGAGAAGUCUGAUGAGCACCACUGGGAUCUGAGGAGCAAGCUCUGAAAGCCCAUCAGCUGAAAUUUCAGACCAGACAGACUUGCAGUGGCUUCUGGGCCCGUGAGAACGAGGCUGCCAAGGCUUGCUGGUGCCAAGCUGCAGAAUGAUUCACGUAGCCAGGCCAGUGGUGGUACUCCUGUACUUCGUCCUCUAUGCUGAGGCCGAGACACCUCCAAGAUUUACUCGAACUCCCGUUGACCAGACAGGGGUCUCUGGAGGAGUCGCUUCAUUCAUUUGCCAAGCAACAGGAGACCCAAGACCGAAAAUUGUCUGGAACAAAAAGGGAAAAAAAGUCAGCAACCAGAGAUUUGAGGUAAUAGAGUUUGAUGAUGGAUCCGGAUCUGUUCUCAGAAUUCAACCUUUACGAACUCCUCGAGAUGAGGCAAUCUAUGAAUGUGUUGCCUCCAAUAGUGUUGGAGAAAUAAGUGUAUCUACCAGGCUCACUGUUUUACGUGAGGAUCAGAUUCCCCGGGGCUUCCCUACCAUAGACAUGGGCCCACAGUUAAAGGUGGUUGAGCGUACUCGCACAGCCACCAUGCUCUGUGCAGCCAGCGGUAAUCCAGAUCCAGAAAUCACUUGGUUCAAAGAUUUCUUACCUGUGGACACAAGUAACAACAAUGGACGCAUCAAACAGUUACGAUCAGAAUCUAUUGGUGGUACACCAAUAAGAGGCGCCCUCCAAAUUGAACUGAGUGAAGAAUCCGACCAAGGAAAAUAUGAGUGUGUUGCUACCAACAGCGCUGGUACUCGCUAUUCUGCCCCUGCCAAUCUUUAUGUCAGAGAGCUGCGAGAAGUUCGCCGGGUCCCACCCAGAUUCUCUAUCCCACCUACUAAUCAUGAAAUCAUGCCAGGCGGGAGUGUUAACAUCACCUGUGUUGCUGUGGGGUCACCAAUGCCAUAUGUAAAAUGGAUGCUAGGGGCAGAAGAUCUGACUCCUGAAGAUGACAUGCCAAUAGGACGAAAUGUCCUAGAACUAAAUGAUGUAAGGCAGUCAGCAAAUUACACUUGUGUCGCUAUGUCCACCCUUGGUGUCAUUGAAGCAAUAGCACAGAUCACAGUCAAAGCCUUGCCCAAGCCUCCUGGAACUCCUGUAGUGACAGAGAGUACAGCAACAAGCAUUACUUUGACGUGGGACUCAGGGAAUCCUGAGCCAGUUUCUUACUAUAUUAUUCAGCACAAACCUAAAAAUUCUGAGGAGGCUUAUAAAGAAAUUGAUGGAGUGGCGACAACACGCUACAGUGUUGCUGGCCUAAGCCCCUACUCUGAUUAUGAAUUCCGGGUGGUCGCUGUCAACAACAUCGGGCGAGGUCCGCCCAGCGAGCCCGUCUUAACUCAGACCUCAGAGCAAGCACCUUCCAGUGCCCCUCGGGAUGUACAGGCUCGAAUGUUGAGUUCAACCACCAUUUUGGUUCAGUGGAAAGAACCUGAAGAACCCAAUGGGCAGAUCCAAGGUUAUAGGGUUUAUUACACCAUGGACCCUUCUCAGCAUGUCAACAACUGGAUGAAGCACAAUGUUGCUGACAGCCAGAUCACUACUAUUGGGAACUUAGUGCCACAGAAAACUUACUCCGUGAAGGUCUUGGCUUUUACCUCAAUUGGAGAUGGUCCACUUUCAAGUGAUAUUCAAGUGAUCACUCAGACAGGAGUACCAGGCCAGCCACUAAACUUCAAAGCAGAACCUGAGUCUGAAACCAGCAUUUUGCUUUCGUGGACACCCCCACGCUCUGACACCAUUGCUAGCUAUGAGCUCGUUUACAAUGAUGGGGACCAUGGAGAAGAGCAACGGAUUACCAUCGAGCCUUCAACAUCUUACCGGCUGCAAGGGCUGAAACCAAACAGUUUAUACUAUUUCCGUCUUGCUGCCCGAUCUCCUCAAGGCCUGGGUGCCUCCACGGCUGAAAUCUCAGCCAGAACCAUGCAGUCAAAGCCAUCAGCUCCUCCUCAAGACAUUAGUUGCACCAGCCCCAGCUCCACUAGCAUUUUGGUAAGUUGGCAACCUCCACCAGUGGAAAAACAGAAUGGCAUUAUCACUGAAUACUCCAUCAAGUAUACAGCAAUGGACGGAGAAGAUGACAAACCUCAUGAGAUUGUGGGAAUACCUUCAGACACUACCCAGUACCUUUUGGAACAGUUGGAAAAGUGGACUGAAUACCGGAUCUCUGUGACAGCCCACACUGAUGUUGGACCUGGCCCUGAGAGCUUAUCUGUAUUGAUUCGGACCGAUGAAGAUGUUCCUAGUGGUCCUCCUCGCAAAGUCGAGGUAGAGGCUGUCAACUCAACAUCUGUUAAAGUGUCAUGGCGCUCACCUGUGCCCAAUAAACAGCAUGGCCAGAUACGAGGAUACCAAGUGCAUUAUGUGAGGAUGGAAAAUGGUGAGCCCAAGGGUCAACCCAUGCUGAAGGAUGUCAUGCUGGCUGAUGCACAGUGGGAAUUUGAUGAUACUACUGAACAUGACAUGAUCAUUUCUGGACUGCAACCAGAAACUGCCUACUCCCUUACAGUUACAGCCUAUACAACCAAAGGGGAUGGAGCUCGCAGCAAGCCCAAAUUGGUGUCCACCACUGGUGCAGUUCCAGGGAAACCCCGGCUGGUGAUUAGUCACACUCAGAUGAACACUGCACUCAUCCAGUGGCAUCCUCCUGUUGACACAUUUGGCCCCCUUCAGGGCUAUCGUCUAAAAUUUGGUCGAAAGGACAUGGAGCUGCUCACUACCCUUGAAUUCUCAGAGAAAGAAGACCACUUUACUGCUAUGGAUAUCCAUAAAGGAGCAUCUUACAUCUUUAGGCUCUCCGCUAAAAACAAAGUGGGCUUCGGGGAGGAGAUGGUCAAGGAGAUUUCUGUUCCUGAAGAAGUACCCAAUGGAUUCCCCCAGAACCUCCACUCAGAAGGCACCACGUCAACAUCAGUGCAGUUAUCCUGGCAGCCACCCGUCUUAGCAGAGAGAAAUGGCAUUAUCACCAAGUACACCCUUCUGUACAGGGAUAUCAACGUCCCCCACCACCCGGUAGAGCAGCUCGUUGCUCCUGCUGAUACCACCAUGACACUUACUGGCCUAAAACCAGAUACCACAUAUGAUGUAAAAGUACGUGCUCACACAAGCAAAGGGCCCGGUCCGUAUAGUCCAAGUGUCCAAUUCAGGACGCUGCCUGUGGAUCAAGUGUUUGCAAAAAAUUUUCAUGUCAAAGCAGUAAUGAAGACGUCAGUAUUGCUGUCUUGGGAGAUUCCAGAGAAUUAUAAUUCUGCCAUGCCUUUCAAAAUCCUUUAUGAUGAUGGGAAAAUGGUAGUUGAGGUAGAUGGCCGGGCCACACAGAAAUUAAUUGUCAACCUAAAGCCUGAGAAAUCCUAUUCAUUUGUCCUGACAAAUCGAGGGAAUAGUGCCGGUGGUCUUCAGCACAGGGUGACAGCAAAGACAGCUCCAGAUGUCCUGCGUACCAAGCCUGCCUUCAUUGGGAAAACCAACUUGGAUGGGAUGAUAACUGUGCAACUGCCAGAAGUACCAGCAAAUGAGAACAUAAAGGGUUACUACAUAGUAAUUGUGCCUUUAAAGAAGUCACGUGGAAAAUUUAUCAAGCCAUGGGAAAGUCCAGAUGAAAUGGAAUUAGAUGAGCUUCUUAAGGAGAUAUCUCGGAAACGCAGGAGCCUCCGUCACGAAAGAGAGGUUGAACUAAAGCCAUAUAUUGCUGCUCAUUUUGAUGUUCUUCCUACUGAAUUCACCCUGGGGGAUGAAAAACAUUAUGGUGGCUUCACAAACAAGCAGCUCCAGAGUGGUCAAGAGUAUGUCUUCUUCGUCUUGGCCGUCAUGGAGCACGCAGAGUCGACCAUGUAUGCAACCAGCCCUUACUCAGAUCCUGUCGUAUCAAUGGACCUCGAUCCCCAGCCCAUGACAGAUGAAGAAGAAGGAUUGAUCUGGGUUGUAGGGCCUGUGCUUGCAGUUGUGUUUAUCAUUUGCAUUGUCAUAGCUAUCCUUCUCUACAAAAGUAAACCUGACAGGAAGAGGGCAGAAUCUGACUCUAGAAAAAGCAGUAUACCAAACAGUAAAGAGGUUCCUUCUCAUCAUCCAACUGACCCAGUCGAGCUAAGGCGCCUCAAUUUUCAAACACCAGGUUCAGGUGUAUCCGGUUACGCUGGUAACCUUCAUCCAAGCAUGGCUAGCCAUCCUCCCAUACCGAUUUUGGAACUUGCUGAUCAUAUUGAAAGGUUGAAAGCUAAUGACAACCUGAAGUUUUCCCAGGAGUAUGAGUCGAUUGACCCUGGUCAACAGUUCACAUGGGAGCAUUCAAAUCUGGAAGUAAACAAACCAAAGAAUAGAUACGCAAAUGUAAUUGCAUAUGACCAUUCUCGAGUACUUUUAUCAGCAAUAGAAGGGAUACCAGGGAGUGAUUAUGUCAAUGCCAACUACAUAGAUGGCUAUAGGAAACAAAAUGCCUACAUAGCAACCCAAGGAUCACUGCAAACAUUUGGAGACUUCUGGAGGAUGAUGUGGGAGCAAAGAGGGGCAACUGUUGUCAUGAUGACAAAACUGGAGGAACGAUCCAGGGUGAAAUGUGACCAGUAUUGGCCCAGCAGAGGCACAGAAACAUAUGGGCUGAUUCAGGUGACGCUGCUAGAUACUGUGGAAUUGGCAACAUAUUGUGUUCGAACAUUUGCACUUUACAAGAAUGGUUCAAGUGAGAAGAGAGAAGUGAGGCAGUUCCAGUUCACAGCGUGGCCAGAUCAUGGGGUACCAGAGCAUCCAACACCUUUCCUAGCUUUCUUGCGACGAGUCAAAACCUGUAACCCUCCAGAUGCUGGUCCUAUGGUUGUUCACUGUAGUGCGGGAGUCGGCAGGACUGGCUGUUUCAUCGUGAUAGAUGCCAUGUUAGAAAGAAUAAAGCAUGAAAAAACUGUAGACAUUUAUGGUCACGUAACUUUAAUGAGAGCCCAGAGGAAUUAUAUGGUUCAAACGGAGGACCAAUACAUCUUUAUCCAUGAUGCACUGUUAGAAGCAGUAACAUGUGGAAAUACCGAAGUGCCAGCUAGAAACUUGUAUGCAUAUAUUCAGAAGCUGACACAAAUAGAGACAGGAGAGAAUGUCACAGGAAUGGAACUGGAAUUUAAGCGUCUAGCUAGCUCUAAAGCUCACACUUCGAGAUUCAUCAGUGCCAAUCUUCCAUGUAAUAAAUUCAAAAAUCGCCUUGUUAAUAUUAUGCCAUAUGAAUCCACAAGGGUAUGCCUGCAGCCAAUCCGAGGGGUGGAAGGAUCUGAUUACAUCAAUGCCAGCUUUAUUGAUGGAUACAGGCAACAAAAAGCUUACAUAGCAACACAGGGACCCUUGGCAGAGACAACUGAAGAUUUCUGGCGGAUGCUGUGGGAACACAACUCCACAAUUGUUGUGAUGCUCACCAAACUCCGAGAAAUGGGCAGAGAAAAAUGUCACCAGUAUUGGCCUGCAGAACGUUCAGCGAGGUAUCAAUACUUUGUGGUAGACCCAAUGGCUGAGUACAAUAUGCCACAGUAUAUCCUAAGGGAAUUCAAGGUCACAGAUGCCAGGGAUGGUCAGUCCCGAACAGUGAGGCAAUUCCAGUUCACUGACUGGCCAGAGCAAGGAGUGCCAAAAUCCGGAGAGGGGUUCAUUGACUUCAUUGGCCAAGUACAUAAAACAAAAGAGCAGUUUGGACAAGAUGGGCCUAUCUCAGUCCAUUGCAGUGCGGGUGUUGGAAGAACAGGUGUCUUUAUAACACUGAGCAUUGUAUUGGAAAGAAUGAGAUAUGAAGGUGUUGUAGAUAUCUUCCAGACUGUCAAAAUGCUAAGGACACAAAGGCCAGCCAUGGUACAGACAGAGGAUCAGUAUCAGUUCUGCUACCGUGCUGCACUAGAAUACCUGGGCAGCUUUGAUCACUAUGCAACGUAAAAUCCCCUGCCCCUACCUGGAUCUUUACUGCAGGCCUUUUAAGAUCUGGAGAGCCUCUUCUGAGCCAUACACCAUGCUGGAGAAGGACUUCGCAACUUCUAGCUAAAGACCAAUCAGUGGGAAUACUAAAAACAAAACAAACAAAAACAAAGGAAAAAAAAACAAAUAAAAAACUAUUCCAUGUGGACCAAGAAUUCACAGUUUAAUAAUCUAACCAGAAAAAUAAUAAAGAGAAUCCUGACUGGUGAGGCAUCUGAAGGAUUUCAUUUACAGAUACCUUAAGGAUUCAACUUUGGUUGAAAUUAAAGGGAAGAGGAAAUUAUUGCAAAGAACCAUCAUCUUGUCCCGGAUUGCAUGAAAGGGGAAAUCUGGAGAGUCCUGCAAUUCAGGACAAGAUGUUUGUUAAGCAGGCCACUUCCUGGACUUCUUAAACUACAGCAACAUCAACCACAACCACAAACACACCAAUGGACUCUGCUUCAACAUCACCCCUUCCCACCAUACUGCUCAUAAUAACACUCUAGGGGAAAGGGGAGGGGGGGAAUGUUUAAAAAGAAAGUCCUUGAUUUAGUUUUUUAGUAUUGUAAAGAUACUGCUGACCUGUGCUUCAUUUUUAACUGUGUAAACUUCUUUCCUCUUUUUUUUUAACAAAAGGUUAUUAUUCAGUGAAGUGAAUUUAAAGACAAAAGUUGCAUAACUUCAUUUUUUAUUUCAAAAUCUUAGAUUUUUUUUAAGCAGUAGAACUGUUAUCUGUAAUAUCUUGCUGUAGAAAUAUUAAAUAAUUUGAAAAUUUGCACAUUUUUGUGCAGUCCUAUAUUUAUCUACAGUACCACAGUCUUGUCAGAUAUUACUUUUAUACUUCUGUUCAGUUUCAUUGUACAAGGAAGUACCCAUUUUAAUUGGAUAAUCCAAGUGAGGGGUCUGGGUUUUGCCUUUCUUUUUUUGUUUGUUUUUCUUUCCUUUUCGGAAUCAACAGGGAGGCGCAAAGUAUAAAGCUGCUGCUAACAUAUAGAUAUAUAUAUAGAUAUAUAUAGAUCCAUUCCUCAUGGAUGUAUAUGUAUGUAUGUAUAUAUAGUGUAUCCUCUCAUGAAUACAGAGAUAGCUAUUAGUUCUUCCACAAUUUGAUUUCUUUAAAGUGGUGGACAAGGUAUCUAGAACACCGCAUUCAAUUAUAUUUUUUUACAUUUUUACAUUACUGAAUUUCAGAAAACUUUGGUUUUAAGGGAAAUGAGGAAUGCACAUCAGUGGUCGUCAAACCUCACCCCUAAGUCCUUGCCCCACCCCCCAAAUUCAUACUCAUACUCAAGUAACAUUUUGUUAGUGAGGCUUCCAAUGAAGUUCAAUAUUUGUAACCCUCUAGUGCAAUAAAAAUCAUAUUAUUAAAUAUUAAAUAAGAGGUGUGCAUGUGGGAAAGGUCAGUGCAUAUCCCUUUAGGAGGGGAGAAUGUUGUAAUAUAUCAACUAUCAAGUUGUUUUAAAAAAAGUGUAUUCAAUCGUAUAUUGUCUAUAGUAUGUGCUACGAAAUUUGCAUUUAUGAUAUGUAACAGGGGCAAAGCCAAACUCAUGUUGCUCUGUUCAGUCAGAAACAUUGUGUGGCAUUCAGCAUUCCUGGAAAAUGCUGGUUUUUACUUUAAUUUUGCAUUUAGAGUGCCUUAUAAUUGAUGCCUAUUUUAAUAGCGUUUCUUUUUCGCUUUUUGUUUCUAUUUACAUUAGUUAUUCAUAUCUGUUAACCUUCCAAUUAAAGCAUUAUCUUUUUAGCACAUGUACAAAAAAUACUUUGAGUAAUAAUGCAUUCCUAGAUUUCACCUGAGUAGGGGAUGUUAAUGAGUGAAUAUACCAGCCCAAAGCACUUAGAUAGUCAGGGCCCUAUUUCCUUCCAUAAUUCCCUACAUCAAGCAAGGCUACUAAUUCCCUUCAAACAGUCCCUUCUAAAUCUGCUCUCAGAACUGAGUCAUGUAAUGCCAGUAUUGAUAUUGGGAACAUGGAGUACUGCACUAGAUGUAUUUGUUUUAAGGAAAAACACAUCAUUGGCAACCUUUAGAGCAUCAUCAGCACUGCAUUUGGAUUUUUUAAGUAGGAGGAAAAGCCCACCAAACAUCAUCAAAUAUUUCCUAGAAAAUAUGUAGGAAGCCAUGGAGGACAGUACUGGUUUCUGCCUUGUCCUGUACCAUAUUGAGCAACUCUUUAAAAAUUUUUUUCCAAGGAACUCUGAAAGAGGUUCGGUAUAAGUAUAAUACCACAGUUUGAGUUUAACUGCAUGUGUAUUCCACAUAUAAGGCUAUUUUUUUCCAUAUUUUCCCAUUGCUAGCAGAAAGAAAUCCAAGAGACCAAACACUUGCAAGCAUUGUAUUUGAGCACUUUUGUAAAAAAUAUAUAUAUAAUAAUAAUAAUAAAAAAAAGUAUCUAGAAGGCUACCUCAGAAUGAGACUCUAUAACCUACAUCAGAACCAGAGAAGAAUGUGCACUAUGUGGUUUUAUUGUUGUGUUUUCUUUUAAUUUGUAUCUUUUGAUGAGUUAUUAAAAGUGCCAGAUAACUUAGUGCAGUAAUGUUCUUUUAGCCAAACAUAGGGAGUCAGCCAGACAUGCAUCAUGGAAACACACCAUUUUGGAAAUGUAGAAUCGGAAGGACCAUUGCCCACCAGAGCUGUCAGUCUAAGAGCAAUGUCUCUCCAGAAAACUUCUGCCCAUUUGGUAAAAACAAGUGACAAGAAUAAUCACAA